AUGAAGAGCUGUCUGAAAUCCCCACCGCUGUCGCCGGAGCAGAGUCCGCCAUCGUCACCCAGCGGCUCAGGCUCGCCCUUGCGGUAUCUGCGCCCUCACCCACACAAGACGGUGUCGUUCUGCUCUGAAGACUGUCUGGAGGAGGUGUUCGUCGCGGACGAGUGGGAUCGGUCGCCCGCGCCAGUGACGCCGCGACUGUCGUAUCAAGACGUCCUCGAGUUGAAGCAGCUUCGGCUCUCCCUUCCCCGUACGCCCCCAUCCCCUUCCUUCCGCCAACCCUUCACCACCUCCCUUCCCGACGCCUACGCGUCUUCGUCCUCGGAAAAUUCAGAUUCGUGCUCUGGUCUGUCUAGCGCAUCGUUCCCGGUCUCGCGGCUCGCCUCCCAACCAUCGCAGACACCAUCUCGUUGGAAGAACCGUCCCCAGCCACCCAUUGACCCCGACAUCCUCCCCUACCUCGACGCAGUCCCUAUCCGCCUCCUGCCCCUCCUCGACGCUUACUCGCCUACUCCAGAGCCCGAUACCGUCCCUACAUCCGCCCCGGUAUCCACGUGCCCCGAUCGAAGCGCUUCUUCCUUUCAGCCCCUAUCCGUCCCUCCGCCCCAAGUACCACCACCACGCAUUCCCCCCGCCAUCCACGUACCCACCUUGCCCCAAGAGCCAACGCGGCCAGCCUCGCCGUCCGAUUCGCCCACCACUCCAACGAGUGUACUCCCGCCCCCGCGACGCACUCUCAACUUCGCGUUCCUCCCUCUGCUCCCCGUUGAUCCCUCCCCUCCCGUACCCCUGCCUGUGCUCACACUUGAACAGACACCCAAACCGAAGCGUUUGUUCAACAUGACGUUCGUGACCCUCGCUGCGCCUGUCGAGCCCUCUAUUUCGUCCACGCCUGAGGUGCCCCCAUUUGUUUUCCCGCCAUCAUUAGAAACAUCCGCUUCUAACCCGCCCUCGCCGAUCCCCACCGCACGGGUCCCGCUGAUGCUGACGCUCCCACCCCAGCCCAGGUCCACCGCGCCAACGCCGCUGCUCUCGCCGUCUUCCCCUGACGUGGAUGCAGACACCGAUUCCACCGUCGAUACGGACACAGAGAGCGACGCACCGAGCACGGGCACGGCGGAAAGCAUCCCGUCCCCCACCGAGUCUGAGCCCGUGCCGUUUCCGACAGUCGAGGACGGCUACUUCGCGUACGCGCUGCAGGAGCUGCGACUCGGGGACGCUGGGGAGAAACUAGGACUUGGUGACGUGGAGGACGAGGGUGGGAAGCGGCGAACGCCUGCGCCCGGCCCCGGGACAACGCCGCCACUGUCGGCGCUGUAUCCCUCCCCCCGCUCGCAGGCGCAGCACCUGCGCGCGAUCACAAGCGCUGCGCUGAUCCCGCCGUCGCCGUUCUCGCUUGGUGCGCCGGCGAUGAUGAGCAAGCGCAUGUGGGGGUGGCGGUUGAAGGGGGAGGACCGGGUGCAGGAUGAUGAAGAGGGUGAGGAGGGGAUAGGCGGGGAGGACAGAGAAUGCAUGAUACCGCCGAGCAUUACGCGCCGAUCGAGGCAGGUGGAUGUGGGCGUGCGCGCGUAG
Messenger RNA from Sparassis crispa, 1569 nucleotides. RefSeq lists its product as hypothetical. The coding region runs from base 1 to 1569 and encodes 522 amino acids. NCBI's taxonomy places the organism in Eukaryota, Fungi, Basidiomycota, Agaricomycetes, Polyporales, Sparassidaceae. The record is from RefSeq and is a predicted model, not a curated record. The transcript is spliced from 2 exons.